AUGAGACCCCAUAUCCCCAAUACUCUCGUCCCUCUCCUCGCCGCCGUCAUCUUCUUCCCCUCCGUCGCCACCCCUUCCCACACACUCCUCCGUUCCUCCUGCAUCUCCGCCCGCCAUCCCGACCUCUGCUUCUCCUCCAUCUCCGCCUCCCCCUCCCUUCUCCAGUCCAUCUCCUCCCCCAAAGACGUCAUCCGCGCCUCCCUCAACCUCACCCUCGCCGCCGUCCACCGCUCCAUCGCCGGCGCUAAAAUCAUUUCCGCCCUCCCAAAUCUCACCCCCCGCGAGCAUGCCGCCGUUCAAGACUGCCUCGAGAUGUUCGACGAAACGCUCGACGAGCUCCGCCGUGCCGACUCCGAUCUCCGUUCUUACGCUCCCGGUCAUUCAAACGCUAAAUCUCUUUCCCGACUUGCCGCUGACCUUAAGAUCAUGAUUAGCGCGGCCAUUACUAACCAAGAGUCCUGCGCCGACGGCUUCUCGCACGCCAGCGACGACCGCCGUCUUCGCGGGGCAAUCCUCAAAGGGCUCACACACAUCGAGCAUUUGUGCCAAAAUGCUCUCGCCAUGAUCAAGAACAUGACCGACGGCGACAUCGCUGCUGCGGCGACGGCGGAUCCCCGGAAGUUAGCUGACCGUCACGCCGGACGUUUCCCGGCGUGGAUUAAGGCCGGUGACCGUCGACUUCUUCAGUCCACUGCUGUGACGGCGGAUGUCACGGUGGCGGCCGACGGAAGCGGGAAUUUCAGCACCAUUGCGGAGGCGGUGGCGGCGGCGCCGGCGAAGAGCAGCCGGAGAUAUGUGAUCAGGAUAAAAGCAGGGGUUUAUGAGGAAAUCGUGGAGGUGCCGAAGAAGAAGACGAACAUAAUGUUUGUCGGAGAUGGGAGGACGAAGACGGUGAUCACCGGAAGCCGGAAUGUCGUCGAUGGAUGGACUACUUUCCGAUCCGCCACCUUAGCUGCAGUGGGCGCGCAUUUCCUCGCCCGCGACCUCCGCAUCCAGAACACCGCGGGCCCUUCAAAGCACCAAGCCGUCGCACUCCGCGUCGGCUCCGAUCUCUCCGCCUUCUUCGACUGCGACAUCAUCGGCCACCAGGACACCCUCUACGUCCACUCCCUCCGCCAAUUCUUCCGCCGCUGCCUCAUCCAAGGGACCGUCGACUUCAUCUUCGGCAACUCCGCCGCCGUCUUCCAAGACUGCGACAUCCGCGCCCGCCGCCCCUCCCCCGGCCAAAAGAACAUGAUCACCGCUCAGGGCCGCUCCGAUCCCGACGAACCCACCGGCAUCGUCCUCCACUCCUGCCGCAUCGACGCCGCAGACGAUCUCGCAACGGCCAACAAUUCUUCCUUCGCCACCUAUUUGGGCCGGCCGUGGAAGGAGUUCUCGAGGACGGUGGUGAUGCGAUCGGAGAUCGGGGGUUUGGUUCGGCCGGAAGGGUGGCAUGAGUGGAAUCUGGAUUUUGGGCUGGACACGCUGUUUUACGGGGAGUACGAGAACAGGGGGCCGGGUGCGGGGACGGCAGGUAGGGUUAAGUGGAAGGGGUAUAGGGUGAUUGUGGAUGCGGCGGAGGCGGAGGAGUUUACGGCGGGGAAGUUUAUUGAAGGGUCUGAUUGGUUGGGGGAGACGGGAUUUCCGUUUUCGUUGGGCCUCUGA
Phalaenopsis equestris is the source of this 1647-nucleotide messenger RNA. RefSeq names its product pectinesterase-like. The record is from RefSeq and is a predicted model, not a curated record. Gene Ontology annotation, biological process: cell wall modification. Lineage: Eukaryota; Viridiplantae; Streptophyta; Magnoliopsida; Asparagales; Orchidaceae. The transcript has 3 exons. Bases 1 to 1647 code for a protein of 548 amino acids. Gene Ontology annotation, molecular function: pectinesterase inhibitor activity; pectinesterase activity.